AUGAAUGUGAAGCAGGUUGAUGAGUUAUGCAUAUAUUGCGCAAUUUGUUCUCAUAACAAUUCUUUUCUCAAUUACGUUUUAGAACAUGAUUUAUAUGAAGAUCUCUAUAAAACGAGUCUCGCUGAAAUAAUUCGUAUGACUCCAGUUUUUGACUCACAAAAUGUUGGUGCUGUUUUUCUUCUCUAUGAGAAAGAUAAAAAUAUAGUUUUUCCUUGGUGUGCAGCAUUUCCACAAACUUAUGAUAUUAUCAAAAAUGAUAUGAUAUUAAUUAAUACCGACACACGAUUUUCAAAGUCACCAUUACAUUAUGCAGCUAUAUUUAAUUGCGCUGAAAAUUGCAAACUUCUAUUAGAUAACUUGGUAGUAAAUCGUAUUGAUAUUAAUGAAACAGAUGGCAAUAGAAGAACUGCUCUAAAUUAUGCCGUUAAAUACGACUCAAAAGAAGUUGCUGAACUUCUCAUUUCCUAUGGUGCUGAUGUCAAUUUAUGUAAUAAGUAUUCUAACAUUUUGAUUGAUGCCAUAACAAAUGAAAAUAAAGAAAUGGUAGAUCUCCUGGUUUCAAAUGGUGCAGAUGUUAAUUUUAUUGGUGAUGAUGGACAUUUUCCUUUACAUCAAGCUGUGAAGGUUUGUUCCAGAGAAAUUAUCAAACUCCUUAUAGAACAUGGAGCAAAUGUCAGUGCUAUAUAUAAAAGUAAAGGUACUAUGAAAACAGCAAUUCAUUUUGCAGUAGAAAAUCUAAUAUCUGAAGAUAAUGACAAAGAUAUUAUUUCUAAACUAAAAGAAAUUAUUGAAUUUCUCAUAUCAAAUGGUGCUGAUAUUAAUGCAAAAGUUCGAAAUGGAACAACACCUCUUCAUAUUGCAGCUAAGAACCUUCAUAAAGAUGCUAUUGAGUUUCUUAUUUCCCAUGGUGCUGAUUUUAAUUCAUCUGAUGACUUCGGUAAGACAGCUUUUCAUUAUGCAGUAACAGAAAUUCUUAACACUUCCAGUUUUUGUAAACGCAUUAAUAAGUCGGAGGGAAUAAAAAUUCGUAAUAGUGUUGUUGAGAUUCAAAAUUAUGCAAUUGAUAAAAAUUAUCUGGAACUCAUUGAGUUUUUUGUGUCGCAUGGUGCUGAUGUCAAUGCCAAAGAUUGCAGUGGUAAAUCUGUACUUCAAAUUGCAAAAGAAAAUUAUCGUAACGAAAUUGUUCAAUUAUUGAUUGCACAUGGGCCAGAACAUUAUAAAAAUAAUUUAUAA
Messenger RNA from Trichomonas vaginalis G3, 1233 nucleotides. Its product is annotated as spectrin binding. Gene Ontology annotation, molecular function: protein binding. Gene Ontology annotation, cellular component: ciliary inversin compartment. The transcript has a single exon. Gene Ontology annotation, biological process: protein localization to ciliary inversin compartment. The coding region runs from base 1 to 1233 and encodes 410 amino acids. Lineage: Eukaryota; Parabasalia; Trichomonadida; Trichomonadidae. The record is from RefSeq and is a predicted model, not a curated record.